AGAUGGAGCACCUAAGUCUUAGCAGUGACUAGGGACAUCCAAAGGAUUCCAGUCCAUUUCGUGACAAGUGCUUACCAGGUCCCAACUUGAAACUUCUACUAUCCCCACUGCCGACGCCUAAAGACCUCAGUUACACGCUUCGAAGACAUAUGACUGGAAACUGGCAACCAGAUCUCUUUCCUUGUUUUUCUAGAGGAUUUCUAGAUGCAUGGGCGGUCGUCCCAAUGCUAUUUCUGACCAGGCUUAGGCACCAUGCUGAUGUGGUCGCCUGGCAGUUAAUCCUGUGGCAUAGCGGCCCUGUACUAACAGACAGGCAUAUCCUUGAAGAACUUCAUCACAUCAAUGGCCCCGUAUGAGCCGGGUGAUCAACGUGCAUCGCAUUUUGGGCAUGACCAGCCGAAGCUCGGCGUUGGCGCUCCUUUUCGAAGACAUCGCCCGGUCUUCGGUUACACGAUCUCAAAACGAACAGAGUUUGGGCGACGUUUCCAGGGCACAAAUGACCGGAGAUUUUCUGCUAUUAUUCGCCUCGUCUGCAUACCCCGCUUUCUUGGCCGUCGGAUAUUGUAAGUCCCGAUGGGCGUCGAGAACGUUGCCCCAGACGAUCAGCAGCGCGGGCUAUACUUGCUGUGGGCGGUUUGUGGAUACCCUGGAGGGGACGUGGAGAUACGGGCCUGAGACUAGGCCACCCUCGUUGCUUCGGUCUAGUCGUGCCAGUAGUAUUAGUGCUGCAGGGUCCCUCUUCCGUGGGGUGUGGUUAACAUCAAUGAGACCAUGAACAGGACCCGAUCACUGCCCACUCUUGCUAGCAAAAGUACUAUCAUCUCCAUCUCGCCAUGCCACUCACUCUUCCCUGCGAUGCGUGUUCCUUUCGAAGAGUCAAAUGCGAUGGCAAGAACCCCUGUAGCACCUGUGUGCGUCGGGAGCAGCCGUGCACCUAUCUAAAGGUCCGAAAGCGACGCGGGCCAAAAGGCCCACGCAGGUCAACGAACGCAAGGGUCCAAGCCAUGCAGAAGGACUUGGGGAUUGAGAAGAGCUUCAGAAUGCGAGGCAGCUCUCUGUCGGCUUCCGGCGACAGUCCAGCAUCUCCUCAACCGAGCGAUAGCCCACAGCCGGGUCGACGGAGGAUCUCGCUGUCGACUUACUAUACGUACAUCGACAUUUUCAGGAGCCAACUCUACACAGUAUGGCCGAUUGUCUCAAUCAAUACCUUGAAGGCCAGGCUCACUGACUCUGAGAGCACCGAGUCCUACGCCCUGGCCGCGGCAUUGUGUGCGGCGACUCUCGCCCAGUUGCGUCUUCCGGGCCAUAACCAACCGCAAGAACCAUUUCUCGUUUCUUCAAGCGACUUUGUACGCGAGUGCAUCCGACUUCGUGCCGAUUUUGACUACCAGAGCACCGCUGAUCUGGAUUCUCUGCUCACGUCCUUGUUCCUGCAUAUGUAUUAUGCCAAUGUAGAUCAAAUUCCUCUUGCUACAUUUGCGCUGCGUGAUGCCAUUACACAUGCGCACCUUCUCGGCCUUGGGAACGGACAGCUGCACAAGGAUUCGCAACCGGAGACCCGCCAGCUCAGACUCCGCGUUUACUGGAUUCUUCUAGUCACAGAACGUACCUUUUGUAUGCAACAUACUCUCCCAAUCACUCUACAGACGAUAGACGACCUACCAGUUCCAAUCGAUGAUGGAGACGCGGACCCGGCUUUGUUGACAGGAUUCUGCAAUUUGGUCCAACUAUUCACGCGGAUUGAUGGACCUCUGAUCCAGUCACCUUACCUGUCAACGCCGCAUUCGACUUAUUCCAGAGCCAGAAUAGCAGACAUCCAAGAAGCUCUUCAAACCGGAGCCACGAAGAACCCCAUCAUUGACGAGGUCCAGCGAGUUGAUAUUUGGGCCACUUUGGCCUGGCUGAGCUCGCUGCUCUGGCAGUACUCAGCAUCGCAUUUUAUGUUGACGCCGGAGACAUCAAACCCGUUCUUUUCCCCAAGCUACCCGUUCUUCGUUGCGCGGAACUUCCUCUCCCUGAUAUGCAAUGCGUCACCUGAUUCGAUUCGACCACACGGUUAUGGAAUGGAAAUCAAACUGUUUCAGUUGACAAAUUCGUUAAUAGAUGUUUUGACCUUUGUACCUUCACUUGCAAAAGCAUACGAUGGCACUGAUUGGGGCCCACAGCAUGCUGUGGUAGAUUUGCAUAACUUACUUGGCAUUGUCGCUGGAGGAAAGUCCGAGAGACUGGACAAGUUGCACAUGCGUAUGGCCCAGAUGAACCUCACUCCCUCUCCAAGGAGAGCUCUGCUGGAACAUGAAAGCGAUGAGGGUACCCCAAGGUCGUCAGAGUCCGAUGGGCCAUCGGCGGUUGAUGAAAUGCUCGGAUGCGACGACGCAGACAACUUCUCGGGCUGUCAAACCGGAUGUCACUGGCCUGACACAAUGCCUCGAGACCAUGCGAUGCAACGAGUCGAAGCGGCCGAUUUCUCCGAGUUCUUCCCCGAGUUUGACUCUGUACCGUUUUCGCCAGGGAGCGGGAAUAAUUGUGCAGGAGACGGAGGGCAUGAUAUCUACGGACUCUCCGCUGGUUUUCUCGCUCUCGGAUCACAUAUCUCACCCAGCGGGGUGUUUACCAGCUCAGUUCGAAAUAUGGCUAUGUAACACUGGGUUUCCAGGGCAAGUGUGAGGCCUGGUGCUUCUGGAUAGAAUCAGUCCACUUCAAUGUGAUGUUAGUCUCAUUCAGCAUGUUUUUCGUAUAGUCGAUCUCAAAUGAAUCAAUCUGUGUACCCAGU
Aspergillus calidoustus is the source of this 2773-nucleotide messenger RNA. Lineage: Eukaryota; Fungi; Ascomycota; Eurotiomycetes; Eurotiales; Aspergillaceae. The record is from the annotation of a GenBank genome assembly.